Lachancea sp. 'fantastica' is the source of this 636-nucleotide messenger RNA. Lineage: Eukaryota; Fungi; Ascomycota; Saccharomycetes; Saccharomycetales; Saccharomycetaceae. The record is from the annotation of a GenBank genome assembly.
AUGUCGUCACAACAAGAAGCAUCGCUAAGAGACUCGUUGAACAGAUGGAACGAGUCUCGCACGCAGCAUUCGCAAGGGUUUAAUGAGGGAGCUAAAACGUUGUUCGCUUCAUGGGCUGAUUCACUCAAUAGCAGGGCUCACGAUGUGUACCAGCGCCUGCCGAUGACCCAGCAGGAUUUGGUCCAAGACCAAGAGCCUACGUGGUUCACACUCUCGCGGGUAGAGAGAUUAUCGUUGUUUGUGUGUUGCAUUUUGGGUUCUGUAGCGUGCUUCACGCUUUGUGCCUUUUUGCUGCCUGUUCUAGCAGUAAAGCCCCGAAAAUUUGGACUUUUAUGGUCUAUGGCAUCGCUGCUAUUUGUGGGAGCAUUUGGCGUGUUGCAAGGACCAGUCGCAUACGCGAAACAUAUAACGUCGAGAGAGCGACUGCCAUUCAGUGUAUUCUUCUUCACUUCCUGUUCCUUGACGAUUUACUUUGCUGCAUUUCAAAAAUCCACGCUACUCACCAUUCCAUGCGCUUUUUUGGAACUUAUUGCUGUGAUCUACUAUGCAAUCAGUUAUUUCCCCUUUGGCGCCUCUGGUCUACGUAUGAUCAGUUCCGUUGGCAUCAAUCAAGCGAGAGGAGUGCUCAGAAUUUGA